Perkinsus marinus ATCC 50983 is the source of this 3579-nucleotide messenger RNA. RefSeq names its product casein kinase, putative. Gene Ontology annotation, cellular component: nucleus; cytoplasm. Bases 1 to 3579 code for a protein of 1192 amino acids. NCBI's taxonomy places the organism in Eukaryota, Perkinsozoa, Perkinsida, Perkinsidae. The record is from RefSeq and is a predicted model, not a curated record. Gene Ontology annotation, molecular function: nucleic acid binding; zinc ion binding; protein serine/threonine kinase activity. Gene Ontology annotation, biological process: signal transduction; peptidyl-serine phosphorylation; endocytosis. The transcript is spliced from 14 exons.
AUGCCCGGUUCUUGUGUUAACAACCAGGUUGGUAAUCAGCCAGCUCCGCUACAUUCUACCGGGAUCUCUAAUCCCAAUCUCCCAGACGACGAGGCCCCCUUCGACGCCUCUCCGAGAUCUACUACUUCUACUAACGACGCCAACCGUCACUCAACUCGGCUGGCCAACCUCCCUGCAGCCCCUGGGCUCGACUUCCCUACAAGCAGAGCUACCAAGGGCAAAGAUUCUAAUUCAAGCUCCUGCUCGAAGAUUCCAAGACCCCCGACCCCUAGGGAACUUGCACUCCCCAAGGGAACUGAUGUACAACUUCGAGCUGAAAUCGACGCCCUCCACGGCGACAUCCAAGCUACUGUCGACCGAUUCGCGUCGGUUGACGAAAGAUUCGACUACAUCGAGCACGAGAUCGGUACUUUGACUACUACGGUCAACUCCCUUUCGUCGGAUGUCACCCUCAUGAUCGACAAGCUUAACGACGUUCUCGACAAGAAGCCAGACUCGACUUUGUGUCCCCCCUCUACUGUGGUAGUCCCUCCGCCUUCAGAGAAAUCCCGCCUCGAGCUACCCAAGGAAGCCAUUGAUGCCCUAUUCUUUCGUGGCCAAAGCUUCCAGAACAAGGUGGAUAAGUGCUGUGCAGCAUGCAACAAUGCUCCUACGGUUGAAGGUGGUCGAUUCAUUGGUAAUGAUGAUCCGAGAUCCUUCGCUGAAUUCUCUCAACUGGUUCGCCAACAUAAUAUGUACCUCUACGGUGAUGCGGUUACCCGAUACUUCUUUCUACUACAUAACCUCUCUCCGAGUGUUCACAACUCCACAGUGUUCGGCCUGCAAUAUGGUGAUGCGCAAGACACGCCUCAAUGUACCAGUGUGAACGACUUCCAAAGGCUACUCGACAAGGUGUGGAACCAUCUCAUGGAUGAGUUUGCUAAAUCAUCCGGUCUAUUCGAUCACUACAAGGCACUACAACUUCUUAAACUCUCUCCCGGUGCUGACUUUGACGGCCAUCUCAGUCGGUUCACUACCCUUAUUCGUGCCAUACAGAGAGAGAAGGGUUCCAUUGAUGACCGCGAGACGGCUGCUCACUGGUACAACAGUCUAGAUGAGCGAGGUCAAGAUGAUAUAGAUCGGGCUCCUGCCCAAGACGUUAAGACCUUCGUCCAGAUGCGUGAGAGAUCUCGAGGCUUCUACCGAUCACUCAAGAAGACGUGGAAGGCUAACGCUGCUGGAAAGUCGAUCACCACUAAUGUUGCUACUGCUGCGGGUCCGGCGACUACAACUCAGGUUCAUCAAUCUCUUCCUACACAGCCGGCCUCAACUCGUCCAAAGCCUUCUACAUUCUGGGACACUACAGCCCAACGCCCUGCCGACGGUGUGACAGACGGGUCUAUAUUCAACCUCGACUUCAUACGGAAGUUCCGGUGUCAACGUUGUCUCUGCCACGACCACAGUACUGGCUCUUGCAAACAAUCUAAGAUGGCCUUCGAUUCUCUCCGUUGUGCUCGAUGCGGGACUCAUCAUGAUCCCGUACGGUUCCCAGAAGCUCACUGUCGAGACAGCAAUUGCUACCGCUGUGGGAAGCGAGGUCAUAUGAGUCGUGCUUGUCCCGAACCACUACCUCAGAAACCCGAUACCACCCCUUCAAGUUCUACGGGUACCGAAGGGGCCAAGAUUCAGGCUAAUGUAGUCCAGAUCACUGACUCCGAUGGGUCUGGAUUACCCAUGAUAAAAUUAGCUAUCUCAUCACCUGACUACGACUCGCCCAAGCCCGAAGGUCGUGUAGCUACUAAUGCUCUACUGGAUUCUGGUGCUGAACAACCGCUAUGUGCCGAAGAUGAGUAUAAUCGAUGGUGUGAUGCUGGUCUCGUCCUCCCACUAGUCCCUGAUCCACGGACCAUCAUCUUCGGUAACCCCUCACACCAAUCAGCGACUCUCGGUAGAGCUAGUGUGAUCCUACAUCUCGACGACCGAACUUCUAUCGUGGCCGAUAUACUAGUGGUCAGGUCGCUCAACUACCCCUUCAUCGUGCCAACUAGUCUAUUACGACGUACAGGUGGUGCGGUAUGGAUGAUCUACCCUAAUGCUGCUCAACAAGAUAGAAUCAUAGUUGGUCAGGAAUGUCAACAGCUACUGGCUACUCCUCUUGACCCCAGGUCUGAUAUGGAGGCAACUGCCCCUUCUCCUUAUGUGAAAUGCCAUCAAGUGACUGCGAAGAACAUCAACGAUAUGAGCCUCAACGAUGUGUCUAUCAACCACCAACGAGUGAAGAACAGCCCCAAGGCCGUGGACCUCCCUGUCACUCUGGUUGACGACCAGCCUAAAAGCCCAGAAUCAGUGGUGUCUUCACCACGCCUGGUAGAAGCGACUACAUGGGCGAUCAAACUCCAGCGUGCUAUCGCUGCUACUAUCACGAGUUCGGCAGGAGAUAAGGUGGUCAAGUUGAGCCUCAAUGAUGAUCAAGGACUUCAAAUGGAAAGUCCCAGAGUAGCUGAGGUUCAAUUCCAUCCCGUAGUAGAAGCUACUCUUUUCACUCCGUCGCCAUCGCCACGCUCGAGGAAGCUCAUGCCAGGGCGAAAACUUGGCAGUGGCUCUUUCGGGGAGAUAUUUCUCGCGGUGAAUGUCCAGACGGGAGAAGAGGUCGCCGCUAAAUUGGAAAGUGUUAAGUCGAAGCAUCCCCAGCUUUUGUAUGAAGCUAAGCUCCUUAAGCAUCUCCAAGGCGGUCCGGGAAUCGCCAAUGUACAUUAUUGCGAUGUUGAAGGAGAAUACAAUGUACUGAUAAUGGACGUCCUUGGGCCCAGUUUAGAAGAUCUGUUCAAUACGUGUAACCGAAAGUUCACUCUUAAAACUUCUCUCAUGCUUGGGGAUCAAAUGCUACACCGUAUAGAAUACCUACAUUCGAAAAAUUUUAUUCAUCGUGAUAUGAAGCCGGACAACUUUUUGAUAGGGCGUGGGAAAAAGGCGGCAACUGUUUUCUUGAUCGACUUUGGACUAGCGAAAAAAUAUCGCGACCCUAAAACUCAUCAGCACAUUCCGUAUAGAGAAAAUAAGAGCCUUACGGGAACUGCGAGAUACGCUAGUAUAAAUGCUCAUCUUGGCAUAGAGCAAUCGCGUCGAGACGAUCUAGAAGCAAUAGGAUAUGUCCUGAUGUACUUCAAUCGUGGCUUAUUGCCGUGGCAAGGGAUAAAGGCUAACACUAAACAAGAGAAGUAUCAUAAGAUUAUGGAAAAGAAAAUGUCAACACCGGUGGAGGUGUUAACUCGAGGGUUUCCAGCGGAGUGGGCAACAUAUCUAAACUAUUGCAGAGCAUUACGGUUCGAGGACAGGCCGGAUUAUGCCUAUAUUCGGAGGAUAUUCAAGGAUUUGUUUAUGCGGCAAGGAUUCCAAAAUGAUGGAAUUUUCGAUUGGAUGCAGUUGAACAACUCUGGGAAUUCUCGGGGAGUAAGGAUGACCAACCAGGGCUCGAUGGUAGCAGCACUUGGCGUGGUUGAUAAGCGAGGAUUGGUCGAACCACGCAGACGGAAUCAUACGAGGGAGGACGGUACUGGUAUGGCAAUCGGAGGAGAAGGAGUGAACACAGUGUUGGAGUAG